Hydra vulgaris (swiftwater hydra) is the source of this 2151-nucleotide messenger RNA. The record is from RefSeq and is a predicted model, not a curated record. Lineage: Eukaryota; Metazoa; Cnidaria; Hydrozoa; Anthoathecata; Hydridae.
ACGAAUAGAAAUUUACAAAUCCUUAAGUAUAUAUUAAUGUCAUUACAAAUAAUCGAAGGAAUUUAUAUAAACUAAUUGAGCGCAUUUUUAUUACUAUUGUUUUUGUAAACUGUUGGUAUUUUAAAAACGCACAAAUUUGUUAUGAAGUUAAAAAACGUGGCUUUUAAUCACAAUAGCAUUGAGGCUCAAAUCUCAGCAAUUAGAAAUUUGCUAGAUGCUUUUGAUCACAUACAGUUCACCCACUUUAAUCCUUGUCUAUUUGAAAUAGGUUUGUACAAGAUUUGCUAAGUUAGGCCGACAAUUAUUCUUGAUAACUUCCUGCCAUCAUGUCAGAGAGCUUCAUAUGGCCGUAGCCGCAAAUAAAAUCGUUAAGCCAGCGAAUAAACUACUUUAAUGACAAAACCAUAAAAGGUUGAAAAAUAGUAAUAAGACUUUUGAAAAGUGCAAAGAUUAUUGCGAACUUGUGGAAAAAAAUCAGACCAUUAGGUGAAAAUUAACAAAAUAAAGAGCUAAUUAACAGGCCUUGAAUUCCAUAAAAUUUAAGUUUCAUUUCUCUAAAAUCAACAAGGUUUUUAUUCUGAGUAAUAAAAUACUCAAAGAGAUCAAUAAAGUUGCUGACUGCAUUUCUCGCUCUUGGGCAUCUUGGUUCUUGACCUGCAAGUUUAAAGCUCAAUAAACGAAAGUAAAGAUUUCUCUACUUGGAGUAGUAUACCAUCUGAUAUCAACAAUUUUGACAAUCAUGAAACAGUAAAACCUAUAGAAAAUUGCAAUUCGUCAUCGAUGUUGGGAAAACUUAAUCCUAUAACUCCAAGUUAUGUUUUAGCUGCACCCAAUUGCAACAAAGUUGAUAUAACAAACCAGGAUUUACUUGAUACAUCAUCCGAAAACUGGAGACAAAGUUGUUUCAGUAAAACAAGCAUAUCAAACAUUUCUCAAAAAAAUAAGACCGAGUUAGAAGCUAUAACAAUCAAGCCGAUUCAUGCUUUAUCUAAGAGUCAAUCAUUUGAAGGUUAUAAAUUCAGACUAUGUGAAUUAGAAAAAUUAAGUACAUCUUUGCCCAAUUUAAUGCAAGAUAAAGAUAAUAAAUUCGCUGACUAUACUGAUAAUAUUGCAAGAAAAGAUACUUUGUUUUCCGAAUUCGAAAUGAGAGAAAAUAAAGUUGAAAGCAACUCUUUCGAAUUGGCAGUUGAAAAAGUAAAAAAGCUAAUUGAAAGCCAACGCGAUAAUAUUGUUAAUCUUCAACAACAAGAAUCAGAAACGAUGAAUGAAAUUAGCAGAAACGAGGCGAUAGGAUAUAGUAUUAUCGAUAUUCUUAACAAACAUGAAACUUUAAAAAUUGAAGAGUUUUUAAAAUCGAUCAACAAUUUUUUGAAUAAAGUAAUAUUUCUCACGCAAAAAGUUAAUCGUUAUGAAAUUGAACUUCAUGAACUCGAGGAAGAUAGAAGUUUUAAAAAAAACGCAAUUAUCAGAAAAAUACUAAUGUUAGAAAACGAAAUAGAAGAAUGUUACAGAAGUUUACGAAAAAUAGGGUAUAGACGCGGUAAUCACAUACACCUAAUACUAAAAAAACAUCUUGAAGAAAAUGACAUUAAAACAUUUGAAAUUUACCUUGGUACAAAAUCUGAUCUUGCAUGGAAAUUAGCGGAAAUACGUGAAAAUAUUGAAGUUGAAAAAGAUUGUUACACAUCACUUCAGCAACUCGCACUAAAUUGGAACUUUCAAACUUAAUCUUUAAAACAAUCAAUCAUCGCAUAAAAUGAGUAUUAAUAUUUAUGAAGCCUUUUUAUUUUUAUAUUUUUCAUAGUGUAAUUAUUUAAUUCUUUUUAUAAAACUUUACUUGAGUUUGAUAGUUUUUCGUGAGCUCUGUUCUUAUAUCAGGUGUUUUUGGAAAUAAGUCGUUAAAAACUAUAAAUGCCGCUUCGAAUCACUUUUCACGACAAAAUAAUUAAUAGCAGUUGCGGGUAGCUCGCAAUGCGAGUUAUUAGUUAAUACUAUAUUUCUUAUUAUUAUUAGUUAUUAUAAUGCGUGUUAUUAGUUGAUAGUUAUUAGUAAAUAAACCAUUUCUAGCAAUUUAACUUGAUAUAAGGUCAUUCCAUGCCACACGGUCUAAUUUUCGGAAUCAUCUCCACUCGACUAUCUCAGAUUUUAAUC